GAGAGAGAGAGAGAGAGAGAGAGAGAGAGAGAAAAGGGGAGGGAGUGAGAGAGAAACUCAUAGCUAUCCUCUUUGCUGUCAAAAGAGACUGAUGAACGUACACAAAUCCCUCUACUCUUUUUCCUCCAUCUAUCAGUCUGUUUGGACCAGCACUCCCAUCUAUCUGUCUGUUUGGACCAGCACUCCCAUCUAUCUGUCUGUUUGGACCAGCACUCCAUCUAUCUGUCUGUUUGGACCAGCACUCCCAUCUAUCUGUCUGUUUGGACCAGCACUCCCAUCUAUCUGUCUGUUUGGAACAGCACUCCAUCUCUCUGUCUGUCUGCCAGUCUGCCAGCACGACAUUAGAGUGGGUGCAUUCGCAUGAUCAUUCCUAAGAGCAGAAGACCAGAAAUCUCCUCGGCCAACCAGAACCUUAGGUCCUCAUCCAGCCCAGCGCCCUGAUAGGCUACCGGUGGAAGAAGUGGAAUUCCCAGUUUGGCAUUCCCAAUUUUCCUGUCCUCUACCAGGUGGUGUGUGAUAUUCCCUAGCCCAACGGCCUGAGAGAGGGUCUGUCUUGGAUACCACAGGCCUUCUGGGUACUCCUCUCCUCUCCAUUACCAUGGCUACCAACAGGGAACGGCAGGUGGGUCAGGUGGGUCACAUGACAGGGUUCCCACCUGCUGUCUACCCAUUUGCCUUCAACUCCAUGCGGAACCACUCCUCCUUUGACCUGCUGGCCAAUAGCAGCCUGUUUGGGAGAUUCAGCACUGACCUCCCUAAAGAGAUGGCUGCACUGUCGGUGGAGACCCAGAGCACCAGCUCAGAGGAGAUGGUCCCCAGCUCUCCCUCUCCACCUCCCCCGCCACGCAUCUACAAGCCCUGCUUCGUGUGCCAGGACAAGUCCUCCGGCUAUCACUACGGUGUCAGCUCCUGUGAGGGCUGCAAGGGCUUCUUCCGGCGCAGCAUCCAGAAGAACAUGGUGUACACCUGUCACCGGGACAAGAACUGCCAGAUCAACAAGGUCACCAGGAACCGCUGCCAGUACUGCCGGCUGCAGAAGUGCUUCGAGGUCGGCAUGUCCAAGGAAGGUGAGAGACCAGUGCGCAACGACAGGAACAAGAAGAAGAAGGACGUGAAGGAGGAGUUGGUGCCGCCGGAGAGCUAUGAGCUGAGUGGAGAACUGGAGGAGCUGGUUAACAAAGUCAGCAAGGCCCACCAAGACACCUUCCCCUCACUGCUGCAGCUGGGCAAAUACCACACUAACUCCAGUGCAGAGCAGCGCGUGCAGCUGGACCUGGGGCUGUGGGAUAAGUUCAGUGAGCUCUCCACCAAGUGCAUCAUCAAGAUCGUGGAGUUUGCCAAGCGCCUCCCCGGCUUCACCACCCUCACCAUCGCUGACCAGAUCACCCUCCUCAAGUCAGCCUGCCUGGACAUCCUGAUGUUGAGGAUCUGCACGCGCUACACCCCAGAGCAGGACACCAUGACUUUCUCCGACGGGCUGACCCUGAACCGGACCCAGAUGCACAACGCAGGCUUCGGCCCGCUCACAGACCUGGUGUUUGCCUUCGCUGGCCAGCUGCUGCCUCUGGAGAUGGACGACACAGAGACUGGCCUCCUCAGCGCCAUCUCCCUCAUUUCUGGAGACCGUAUGGACCUGGAGGAGCCCCAGAAGGUGGACAAGCUGCAGGAGCCCCUGCUGGAGGCCCUGAAGAUCUACGCCCGUCGCAGACGCCCCAACAAACCACACAUGUUUCCCCGCAUGCUGAUGAAGAUCACUGACCUCAGAGGCAUCAGCACCAAGGGGGCCGAGAGGGCCCUCACUCUGAAGAUGGAGAUCCCAGGCCCCAUGCCUCCUCUGAUCAGGGAGAUGUUAGAGAACCCAGAGGCCUUCGAGGACCAGACAGAGAGCAGUGGAGAGAGCUCCCCUCCGCCUGCCCCUCCACCCGCUCCACCAGCCUCCACCAAGCCCCCCGCCACCAUGAAGACUGAGGCCGAGGACGAGGAGGACAGCUGGGGGACAGAGAACGGCAGUGAGCCCUCCCCAGAGGAGGAAGAUGAGGAUGAUUAUGAUGAUGGGGAGGAAGAGGACAGGGGCUCAGACAGUGAGGGGGAAUCCUGGGCUCUGGAGAGUGGCAGCGAAGGGGAUAGGAAGAGCCGUGCCAGGAGGGCGCAGUGAGGAGGGGAGGCGAUCACACACAAAUACAGUCUGUGCACUCAAAUACACACACUAACUGACGUAAUCAUACGCACGCACGCACGCACACACACACACACACACACACACACACACACACACACACACACACACACACACACACACACACACACACACACACACACACACACACACACACACACACACACACACACACAUACACACACACACACACACACCCACCUUACCCCUUCCAAUGCUCGCUUUCCUCUGUAUCCUCUCCAUCUCCCUACUGCACAUCAGUCUCUCCAAGCAGGACAUGACAGGACAGCAGAGACUUACACCUAAUUGUACAGACACUAUAACUCAGGUUCUCUGACUCACAGGUUCCUGAUAAGUAACAUGCAGACACACAGAGAGACCUGCAGAGAUACUAUUAUAAAAGAGGGACGGAGAGACGACAUGAUGCAACCGGCUGGACUCGUGAGUCCUGAUAUAGAGAAGAGGGAAGAUGGCAACAAAAACAAAAAGCGGACUCUUUGACAACAAAAAAAAAUCAUCAAAUUCUUGACUAUCUUUUUGUUUGUAUCUACAUAGAGGAAUGGCCAAAACAGAAAGCAUGAACUGAACAAUAGACUAUUUCCAACGGAUGCAAAGCAAACCACGUUUCUCAAAAAGACAAAACACAGGAUGAAACCAAACUGAAUAUGCUAAUCGAUUUCUCUGCUGUUAUUUGCUUUUGAAUACUGUUCAAUUUGUUCUUGUUUUUUUCUUGACUUUUCUUUCUCUCUCAAUGUAUUAAUUAGUCCAUACAUAUCUAUAUAUACCAUUAUAUUUUGUGUGUUUGUAAUCCUGGUUUUGUAAAUGAUUUCUUUAGAUGAGGUUUUGUUUUUUGAGGAGUUUCCCAUGACUACGGAUAUCCAGAGAGAGAGACGAAUCAGAAUCCGAACUGGCAGACCUCGAACUGAAUCUUCUUUCCAACUGCGCCGCUGGUGUUUUUUGGGCAGUUUUGCGCGCCGUAGAUGUCAAUGAUAAUCAACUCAGUAAUGUUGUGUUACAGUGACUAAAGUUGUGGAUUUGUGUUGUUUAUCAGGGGACUAGCAUUCAUCUAUGUGCUUCCUUUCAACGCAACAAACAAUGCUGUCGAAUGGAUAGUGUCUCAGUGCCAAAGUUAGCAACUCAACACACACUGACAUGUAAAAGUACACACACACACACACACACAUACUAAACCUCAAACCUAUAACAAAUGUGCCAUUUUUGGCUUUGUUUGGUAGACAGAGAUUGACAGUUGGCCGUAGCACUUGGCUGUGGCACUUUGAUAUCUUGUUUUAUACAAUGCAUCUUUAUUGCCCAAUAUUGACAGUACAGUCAAUGGCAAUCUCAUCUUAUUCAGCAGUCAUGCAAUUAGCGAACACAACGGAAAUGUAGAGAACUAUCAUCAUCAAAUGCCUGUGAAACCCGAAGCACUAUUUAACAACGUGCACAAGCAAACACUCGCUGACACAUGAUCAACACACACGCAGACACACGCAAGUUCAAACCAGGAACUUUUAGUGGCAACGACAUGAAAACAGACUUCUCAGGGCUUCUCUGUUACUAAGGACCAAACCCUAGCGGCCGCCACGCUGUAGGGUGCGCUAGGAACAGGCAAUAUUUAUGUGUGUGUAUUUUUGACUCAAGUCAGUGGGAUCUGACCAGUAAACUCCUAGCUCGGUGUACAUAGAAGAUAGAUGACUGGUCUAACAAAUGGCGUGGAUGCCAGCCAGCCUGUUACCCUUUUCACACUAUCAUGCCAACCCAAACCAAACCAGUGCUGGCAGGGGUAUUCUAUUUUCACAUGGUCCUUUCCAGCACAGUUCCAGGAACUACGGUGGGUGCAGAGCCAGGCCAGCUCUGUCCGGCUCAGUUUGGCUCGGCUCACUGGUGUGAAAAGCAUCAUCUGUCUCAGACCUGGCAUCCGAGAAACCAACUGCCUUCUCAUCCGAAGCCAUGACAUCAUCAUGUCUUUGUAAUGUUGUAGGAUUGUACCCCCGCUCUCUCGUCUUCUUCAGUGAAGUGGCAGGCCCCAUGUGUCCUCCGGUCAUUUUCUUCUCUUGCCAACGUGUCUCAGUCAAUAUGUAACCAACGGUUCAUGAUGCAGCUGGCGACGUGUACAUUCCAGAGUUUUGUACACAGUAUCGCUACGAAGACACAGUCUAUGAACAGGAACGCAACAGACUCCUCCCAGCGGUAGAGAAAGAGGGCCUACUGUACAGUUCUCUCUGAAUGUGGCCCACCUGGUUGGUUUUUGAGUGUGUGUACAGGCUUUAACAUGUCUCCUCUGUCAUCGGGUGGAUGUUCUCUGUACGGCGCUGUGGCGUCACACAGGAGCGCUUGAGAAGCAGAGCCGGCGAGGUUUGAUGACCUCGUUUCCUCUCGGCCUGACCUGCCAGGCCUUCAUGAUGCAAACGUUGCGAUUAUGCUGUUUUGGUGCCUCUGUUCUCUGUAAAACAUGGCCAGGGUAUUGUCCAAUCUUCUGUUCAUACCAACUCUGUCAUACAACGAAAAAGCCAUAUGAACUGUAAGGCACAAUAAAUUACUUUUGUGAGAUUAAUAACAUA
Oncorhynchus gorbuscha (pink salmon) is the source of this 4737-nucleotide messenger RNA. Its product is annotated as retinoic acid receptor gamma-A. NCBI's taxonomy places the organism in Eukaryota, Metazoa, Chordata, Actinopteri, Salmoniformes, Salmonidae. The record is from RefSeq and is a predicted model, not a curated record. Gene Ontology annotation, biological process: cellular response to corticotropin-releasing hormone stimulus; regulation of transcription by RNA polymerase II; retinoic acid receptor signaling pathway. The transcript is spliced from 9 exons. Bases 599 to 2155 code for a protein of 518 amino acids. Gene Ontology annotation, cellular component: nucleus; transcription regulator complex. Gene Ontology annotation, molecular function: nuclear glucocorticoid receptor binding; nuclear receptor activity; RNA polymerase II cis-regulatory region sequence-specific DNA binding.